GCCCGCCUGCGUUUUUAACUAAAACAAAUCCUCUCAACACACUAUUACGAGUCAGCUGUUUACGUAUUGCACAGCUGUUGAAGUUAAUACUCUCAGAAUCGAAUCAGCGAUAACAUAAGCGAUAUUGAGUAAUAUAAUUAAAACUAGUACUUAAUGUGAGCACAUAUUGCGGCUAAGAAGACUCGAGUGCCGCGAUUACAAAGCAUUACUACUCGCUCACAUAUUGCGCAGCACAACAAACACACACACAACAAGGAUGCACACAAAUUCGCUGCCAAUGCUGCUGCUGCUGCAACUACUGGCGGUCAUGGCCCCUGCCAGGGGCAACCAUCAGCAAAUGGUUGGGAGCAGGGAAAAAGUGCUGUCUGGCAUACAGGAGGGCUUUAUUGGACUGGAGGAGUCACAGACGCUGCCCGAACCGCACACGCGCGAGCAAGUUGAACUGCUGCGACACUUGAAUUUUGUGCCACCGGCAAUAGACUUUGGCAGAUGGUCGGUGGGUCAGACGGUAACACAGAUUGUGACGCUGUUUAAUCAGCACACAAAUCGCACAGUACAUCUGAACUCAGUCACUGGGCCAAGCCCAGUGUUUUACAGCAGUUUCUUUGGUACGCGCGAGGUGCCGCCCCAAGGCAAUACCACGUUUAGUGUCGUCUUUCUACCACGACAAUUAGGUGCCAUAUCAACGGGUCUGCGCAUCCAAACUUCCUUCGGCCGUGCCGAGUUUGCGGUGCGCGGCGAGGGCAGUGAGUGUCCCUAUCGCCUAAAGCCACUUGUAGGCAUUAAGGCGCCAAUGAAUUCAACACUCACGCCCGAAAUUCAUAUGUACAAUCCCCACGAGCGACCCCUGCAGAUACUCGAGGUCUACAGCAGCGGGGGUGAAUUUCAACUGGAGCUGCCCAGUGGUGGAUCAGAGGGGCCACAGAAUCUGUGGGAAAUACCGCCGCAUUCGCUAAAGCCAGUCAUACGCAUAUCGUUUCACGGACGCACUGCUGGCAACCACAGCGCCUACAUACGUAUAAAAAUAGCCGAACAGGCAGCAGACGAUGCUUCACCGCUGGAGCAUCUAAGUGAAAACGUACUAGUCAUACCCGUUGAAUUCGAAAUAUUGCCACGGCAUGGCGCAUAUGCGAGCAAUCCGCUGGCCGACUUUGGUCGCUUAGCUACGGAUCAGCAUGCCGAUGCGUUGCGCUUCAAAUUAGACAUGCAAAAUCAGCCUGUAGAUGCGGAACAACGUCAACUAAUAGGCAACUAUCUACGCGACAUACCAGGCCUAAGCUAUGAUGCGCACAAUGCAAGCAUUGUGCUGGAUCCCAAGCUUUUCGACGAGAGCGGCAGCAUUAAUGAUCUGCUGGUCAUCAGUAGCAGCAAUAGCGGCGGCGAGGAGCAGCAAUUCACAGUGCUGGUGCGUGCCGAAAUAUUUAAAGGUGGCCUCUACUAUGAUCGCAAUGUGACGCUCUUCAUAAGCAACUCCAGCAUCGAAGAAACGCCGCUGGAGACGCACCGCACUUUGGUGGUGCGCAAUGAUUUUGCCUUUCCGCUGAUGCUCUACAACUUCAGUUUGACAGAGCCCAUUGAUACGGCUCUACUUCAGUUAUCGUCACUUGAACAGGAACUGUUAUUGCAGCCGGGCGAAUCAGUGGAACUGCUGCAACUUCAUUUGCUCAACGUGGAGGCCACAUUCAACUCGAUGCUGCUCAUCGUGAGCAAUGUGACAACAUUUGUCCUGCCGGUCAUCGCGUGCAGCGGUCGUUUGCAUGUCUCCACACAACAAUUUACGCUGCGGCUGCCCACUGAUAGUGAAUAUAGUCUCAACUUGGAUCUGGGCACUGUGCCCUUUGCGGAGAUGUCACGGGACGCAUUCAUCAUACUGCGUAACGACAAUCCCAUGCCCAUCAAAAUAACCAACUGGUACUUUAAAUCGCCUAAGUCGGUGUACUUCCAGUCUAUGUUCCGAGGGUGUGUGCCGGCGGCUGUCACUGUGAAUGCCUCAUUGACAAACAUUCCGAUUGAAUCGGAUAAGAGCACAAUAUUUAAGUUCUGUGGCCAGUUGGAGCCCGGCGACAGCGCCAUCUUCAUCUUGUCCAUCCAAACGUAUGUCGCCGAGGAAAGCUACGGCACACUGAAAGUGUGGACACCCUACGAGCUAAUACGCACUACGGUGCGUUUUAAGGCAUCCGUUGGUCAGCUGGACAUCGAGCAGGAGCAGUUGCAGUUUAAAUCUUGUUUUCCUGGCAAAAUAUGCUCCGCUGUAUUGAGCAUACGAUCCAGUUUUUUGCAUCCAGUGCAUGUGAAAUCGGUGUCUUUUACACGCCCUGGUCUGCGCUUCAAGGACUUCAAUGCGAAGGGCACAACGAUUGGAGCACAGACAUUGACCAAAGUGGGGCGCAUAUACUUUGAGCCCUCUGCUGUUUGUGGCAGCACCUGCUACAUACGUCCCACUGCCGAUGGACACUCGAUAUUUCCAGGCCACAGUGGCGUCGCUGCAGGGGCCAACAGCAACAACAAUCUACUCUACGAUGGCGUGGAGGUUCGUCAACGCACAGAACUCUACAGACAGUUUAAACGUCAGCUGCAGUCCAUGUCGCUGACACUGCACAGCGAGGAGCUGCCACCAUUGGAGCUGGAGUUUAGCAUUGCUAUCGAGUGGCCCAAGCUGGUGCAAUAUCAGCCAUUGCCACCCACGCCGGCCAUCGAGGUGGGCCAGGUGCAGCGCCAGUGGAUAACGUUAAGCAAUCCUUCGAUGCAGCCAUUGCUGCUUGACUAUUUCCUCUCAGACCCGGCGUAUGCGAGACGAACACAACUCUCACUGCCCCAUGAGGUGAUCGAUGUGAGCAGCAGCAGCUGUUAUCUGACGGAUCGCGACGUCUUUUCGCUGCCUGAUGCGCCGUACGGCGGACCCGUGUUGCUGCCUGGCGGCGCCACACUCACUAUACCCGUGCAGUUCAGCGCCCUGCAGCCGGACAAAUACUGCACGCUGCUCCAUGUACGCAGCAAUCUGACGCUCUACGAGGCUGUCUGGCUGACUGCUCGUGCCGUACAAUCCCAGUUUCGUUUGGGCAAUCGACGACCUGGCUCGAAUGCUCCAUUGCUUUUUGAAUUCAAUGCGGAACUGUUUGAGCACUGUGAUGGCAGCUUGAAGUCUGCCGACGGCAACCAGGAUGAAGACAUCCUCUCGAGCCAUACGGUUAUGGCCACGCGCAGCUUCACGGCUCGCAAUGCUGGGGUACUGCCCAUACGCAUUGCAGGCUUUCUCAUUGGCAAGCGUCCGUGCGAGGGCUACGGCUUUUGGGUGCUUGACUGUCAGAGCUUCGAGCUGGGCGAGAAUGAGACGCGCAAAAUCGAGAUCAGCUUCACCACGGACUUUACCGCAUCGCGUGUGCAGCGCACUUUGACGCUGCUGACGAAUCUCAGCUAUGAUAUAAGCUAUCAGCUAGUCGCGCAGCUGCCAGCCGAGAGUGUGGAACGCUGUGCAGCGAGUCUGCCACGACCCCCCUGGGAGCCAGCAUUACGAAACGCAGCGCUGGUGGUGCUUCUGGCCAGCUUCUGUCUGGUGCUGCUAGCCGCUGUCUUCGAUGCACGUGCGAUAAUGGCCCAGCAGAGUGCUUACGAUGCUGCUCGCUAUAAGGGACCCGUGCAGCCGACGUUCAACUUGCGCAAUAUUGUCAAGAUGCAGGUGGCUGAGGAGGCAGCGGCAGCCGCUGAAGCAGCCGCAACGGCAGCGGCCCUCAAAGUGGAACAGCAGCAGAAGUUUAGAAAUGGUCAGCUCAAGGAGUUGCGCAAGCGCACGACCCCGACUAAUUCGACAGCAGAUAAGAUGACGAAUACGCGCAAGUCCAAAUCCUGGACAGCAUGGAGCAUGGACAUGGCCAGCUGUGAAGCCAAAGCUGCUGCUGUUUCAACUGCUGCUGCUGCUGCAACCGUUGCCGUCGCAUCCCAACCGAAGCUCUCCACUUCGCCCAAGCCCAGCAAGAAAGCAACGCAAGUGCUUCAAGUGCAGUCUCUAACGACAGCUGUGCGUGCACCAAAGAAACCAAAACAAACGACGCCAAUUAGCGCGACGCCCAAACCAAAGGUUGAGCCAGUUCCGAUCGAAGUGCAAGAGAAGCGCAUUAGUCCGAACAGCAAAGGUCAGCAGGAAAAUGUAUCGCCGCGCGCUUGCAAAGUGAAUCCAGAAACGCCAAAGGAACGUGUGCUCAAGGAGCAAAAUGGCAGCGCCAAAAAAGUGGGCAAGACGCCUGGUCGUGAGCGCCGCAAGGAGCAAAAGCUGACCACACCCAACGGCAAGAAGUCGACAGAACGCAAACAGCGCAGCAGGCAGCUCAAUUUCAAUGGCAAUCCGAUGCCAGCUGGCGGAGCAUCGCCAGUGAUCACACCAGACGUCGACACCAUGAUCACCUCGCCCUGGGAGACUAGCAGCCGCGUUUCGUUCCGAGAUGUGCUGCAAACGAAACCGUUGCCAGCGAUCGAUAACGGACUCAACUGGGAUCCGGCAGCAAGUGACUUGGCCAGUAGUCAAUUAGGGCCAAUUGGUAGCCGAAAAAGCCUUCCCCCAGCACCAGUUGCAUCGCUCUAUCAGCCAAUUCAUCAGCCGGAGGCGACAACAUCCAGCAAUACGUCAAUUCGUUCGCUAUUUGACAAUUCGAAGUCGGACUUGAAUAUGGAUUUGCCUGCUUUGAAUGAUCUUUGUGGCAACUUGUAUGAACGGGAGCAGCCGCAUACGCAGUGGGAACGCAGCGAGCUGAUAAUGAACCAGCAAUUGCUGCUGCAGCAAUUGGCACAUCAGCGUAAACAGCAGGAGCAGCAGAAGCUAUUGCACAUGUCCAACAUGGAGAGCAACAAUUGGGCUGUGAAUCAAGGAAAUGCGGCUCCUUCUUGGACGCCGCUUGGCUAUUCCGGCUGGCCAAAUCAGACUGCCGCGCGCACAUCACCAACGCAUACCAUAACGCCAGGUGUGGGCGUUAUACGUCCGCCUCCAGGUCUGGAAUCGAACUACAACAAUUGCCAGUUGCCAGCAGCAGGAACUGAAGUCGGUGUCGGUGUCGGCGUCGGUGUUGGGCACAGAAAUGAAGCGGCAGCAGCAGUAGCAGCAGCAUCAGCAGUUGGAGCAACGGCAUCCACAAAUAACAAUCAGAGCAAUAACCAUAUCGAUGGUUUGCAGAACGCACAAGAUAGGCCACAGCACAAUAUACCCUAUCAAUAUGAUCCGUUUACCUCGCCAAGCUCAAUCUGGUCGGACAAUUGGCGCCAGCGCAACAAUCACAUGAACUGAAGGUGCAUCAAAAGCUCACUGAUCAAAUUUAAGCAACCAAAUGAAAUUCUUAUUCUACAUAUAGACACUUAGGCUACUCUAAGAAUCGAUGAAACACAUGAUCUUUUCCAAUUUGACAUUUGACUAAAUAAACA
Messenger RNA from Drosophila hydei, 5406 nucleotides. RefSeq names its product transmembrane protein 131 homolog (gene Tmem131). Lineage: Eukaryota; Metazoa; Arthropoda; Insecta; Diptera; Drosophilidae. Bases 257 to 5272 code for a protein of 1671 amino acids. The record is from RefSeq and is a predicted model, not a curated record. Gene Ontology annotation, cellular component: membrane. The transcript is spliced from 3 exons.